AUGGCCCGCAAGCAGGUCCCGAUCCCCCAAUACCCCUGCUCCCACAACGACGACGCUCUCCACUGUCCCACAUGCACGCAAGCCCGUGCCAUGAGAGCGCGUGAGAUCCACCGCGACAACGUCCCGGCGCAGCGCACCGGGCCGGUCCAGCGCGUCCAGGCCGGGCACGAGGCGCAGGGCUUCCCGGCCGCCACCCUCGCCGAGUAUCUCACCUACUUGAGCGAGUUCGACAAAAGCACCCGCGGCGAGCCCCACGACGCCGACGUUCUCGCAAGGGGCACAGCGCAGCAUCGGUACUGGCUGCGUGCCAACUUCGCCCUAUCCCACCUGUCCCCCCUCGGCCUCUCGUGGAAGAAGGGCAGCCUGGCCGUCGUCCCCAUCGAGCAGUGGGGUGAAUAUCUCCGUCGCGCCCAUAUCUGCGACAACCCCCUCGACCCCCACUCGCCGGCCACGGGCGCCCAUCGCGGCAGAGACGCCAUGCAGACCGCUCUCCGCCAAAUGGGCGUCCACGCCAUGGCGAAGGGCAUCCUCCUCGCGUUCGGGGAUACAUGUCCCCACUGCCAUGUGACAAAGAAGCCUGUUCCCCGGCGCGCAGGCGACUCCAGCGCCUGUGACAAUCGCGUCUCCAAGCCCAGACCACGGGCACGGCGCACCACUGCUCCUGCCACCUUCGCCGCGGUGGCACAACUCGCCGAGGAGGCUCAGCUCGUCACCCCGGCUGCUGUCCCUGAUCCCAUCAUAGAGGAAUUCAAGGGCUACACCCAAGCGGACUGGGAUAAACUCUUCAAGCCGGACAACUUUAUCCAGCCGCUGGACUACCCAGUUCAGCCGCAGGGCUGCCCCGUCCCUGCCCAGUCGCAGGCCGGCUGGGGAGACUAUCCGGGUCCGGGGCAACCCUUCCUCGACCCCGCCCCUCCCCCCGGCGUGUCCCCCGACAUCGACAGCGUAUCCUACGCCAUCUGGGGACCUGCCAAUAAUCCUAUCAAGGAGCCCAGUCCCGGUCUUGACCCCGGCCUCAUCCCUUGCGAGGGCUACGAGAACGCCCCGAAUGACGGGUUGUUCUUCCAGAACUUGUACAACACGCUCACUAACGAGUUAAGAGCUAACCCAUAA
This is a messenger RNA of Aplosporella prunicola CBS 121167, 1113 nucleotides long. RefSeq lists its product as uncharacterized. The record is from RefSeq and is a predicted model, not a curated record. The transcript has a single exon. NCBI's taxonomy places the organism in Eukaryota, Fungi, Ascomycota, Dothideomycetes, Botryosphaeriales, Aplosporellaceae. The coding region runs from base 1 to 1113 and encodes 370 amino acids.